Nasonia vitripennis (jewel wasp) is the source of this 2618-nucleotide messenger RNA. RefSeq lists its product as uncharacterized. The transcript is spliced from 8 exons. The coding region runs from base 505 to 2337 and encodes 610 amino acids. Gene Ontology annotation, biological process: SCF-dependent proteasomal ubiquitin-dependent protein catabolic process. Gene Ontology annotation, molecular function: RNA binding; protein binding. Gene Ontology annotation, cellular component: SCF ubiquitin ligase complex. The record is from RefSeq and is a predicted model, not a curated record. NCBI's taxonomy places the organism in Eukaryota, Metazoa, Arthropoda, Insecta, Hymenoptera, Pteromalidae.
CGAAACCUGAAAUCGAGCGCGGCUCUUAAAGUUACUGUAACUCGGCUUCUACAAUCAAAAUCAGAAAUUAGUAUGUAUGAAGAUAAUAAUUCAACCUACUACAAACAUUUUUUAUGUAAAAUGCUUUUAUAUAUACGUCAAUUUAUUUUGUUAAAUUAACUGUAGAAAUCAGUUAUGACAGCUAAAAAUAAAUUUAUCAGGCAAAAAUGCCCUCACUAUCAUUGAUCCUUGUUAAAAUUCAAGUUGCGCUACAACAAUGCUGUUCUUUAUAUAGCUAUAUACUCAUUGCUACACUAUCAAAUGUUUUUGCUGCGUUUUCUUUCACAAUAUAUAGUUCACUUGAUGACGCACGCUGCGCAGCAUAAAUACUGCAGGUUAUAAAUGAUAUGUUUGUCAUGAUGUAAAUGCUACAUAUUAAAGUAUACGUUUAGUUGGGAUUGUAAAAUAAAAACUGUGACAAGUAUACUUAUAGUUGCUUUUCUUAAUUUGCUGCAACCAUAAAAUAUGUUGGCCUGGGACGACUACUACGACUCGUGGACACCAGAUCGGCAUAGGGAGCGUGUAUAUCAUACAAAAAAUUUUAAUACUGAGGAAAUUUGUGUGUAUCAUGGGUCACAAGAAACUUAUGAUCAUUUACCCAUAAAGAAAAUUCUCAUUGCAAACAUAGAUCAAGAGAUCACUUAUAAAGAAUUGAAAUCAACAUUUUCAAUCUAUGGAGAAAUAGUAGACUGUAUUUUAAAAAAGAAAAGUGGUAAAAAAAAAAGUUAUGCUUUUAUUACUUAUGAUUGCGAUUCUGAAGCUCAAAGCGCCCUUGAUGCUGGAUAUAAAAAAGAAAUUCGUUUGAACAAUGAUUGGGUAAGAGUAAUACCUGCUGCUUCAUGGAAUCAACCAGAUAGUAUUGAAAAUCAAGCUCGUAAAACCAAACACUUGAACGAAGAGGAAAGCAAAGAUAUAUCUAUUUAUAAUAUUAUUGUAACAGAUGAAAACAAAGAUACAAUUCAUGUACUAAAUAAUGAUUGUCUUAUGCACAUUUUUAUGUAUCUUCCAAUAGCUGACAGAGUGAGAAUUGAAAGAGUUUGUAAACGUUGGAAAGCUAUUUGUGAAGAAUUUUGGCGUUGCAAUAAAAAGUUGGAUUUAAAGCCCAUUACUUGGGGUUUAUCAGAACAAAUUAAAGCUCAUCAUGUUUAUAAAGUUUUACAUAAAUAUGGAACUUAUAUUAGUAAUAUUGAUUUAUCUAAUAAUGAAAAUACAAUAGGAAAUGCAACACUUAUAAGUAUAGCAAAGUUAUGUCCAAACGUUCAGACUGUCAAUAUUAAAGGAUUGAAGCAUUCAUCUUCAGGAAUAAAAGCAUUAGCAGACAAUUGUAUAAAUAUUAAAAAACUGAUUAUAAGUCUAUCAGACGGACAAAAUUUUACUAACAAGGGAAAAUACUCAAAUACUCCUACAGCAAAUGAUACUUAUAUAAAGGAAAUUUCUCGGUUAUUUUCUAAAAAUCGUGAACUUCAAUAUCUUGAUCUUAAUUGUGAUAGGCUAAAUGUAAUAGAAUUUUUAUUAUGUCUACCUGUUAAAUCUGUCAAAAAAUUGAUAUUGAGGAAUAUAAGUUAUUUUUACAUAAGUGAUGUUUGUACUGUGUUACAAAAAUUACAAUUGCAACUACUAUCCAUAAAUAAUAUCCCUCCAAAUAGCUCAAUUAUUGAUGCUAUUAUGCCAUCAGCAAAAAAUUUAAAAAUAUUACAAAUACCCGGUUAUAAGUGUUUUAAUCCGUCUGAUGAGAGAAUUCAGUCACUUUCAUUUGACUUAACACGUAUUUGUGAGUUUAAUAAUCUUACAGUAUUGAAUUUAAAAAAUAACUAUUAUGUAGAUGAUGAUUUUUUGAUUAAACUAAGCGAUAAGUGCAAACUACUUUUGAAAAUCAACAUAGGAUUUUGUCAUUACAUGACUAACAAAGGUCUUAAAUGUGUUACUACUCUACCAAAGCUUCAAGUUUUAUUGAUAGAUGGCAUAAAAAACAUUUCAGAUGAGGUGCUCACUAAUAUACCAGAAUUGCAAACAUUGUCUUGUACUUUAUGCGAUAAUAUUCAUUAUGCUGGGCUUACUACAUUGAUAACAACUUCUGAGAAACUGAAGAAUCUCUAUGUAUGUUUUUGCAAACUUAUCACUAAUGAUUUUCUUGAUGCUGCUUUAGAAGCUACUAAAUACAGAAAAAAUACUGUAUUAACAGUAUUUGUAUACGGAACAAGAAUAACUAAAUUUACCGAAUCAUCAUUUUUAAAAAUAUACAAAUAUGAUGAAUUACCCAUGGAUGAAUGUGAACUUUUUGAACAUGAAGAAAUUUAAGAUAUGUUUUUUUCUUUUGAGUCUCUGAUACCUAUACAGUGUAUAAUAAUACCAAAUGAAUAUAAAUAAUAAUUAUAUUUUGUUAAACGAUAAAUGUAUUUUAGUAAACUCGUUAAAAACAGAAUAGAAUGAAAAAUGCCCUACAAGUAUUGUAUAUUCCAAACGGAAACGCGCCUGCGAUUGAGCUAGUUCUGUAAGUAAUUGUGAUAUCUAAUAUUUCAGAAACAUUUGUAUUUUAUUAAAAAUUUAUAAAUAAAUUUUUCUACAAUUUUAUCUGUCAA